This is a messenger RNA of Mobula hypostoma (lesser devil ray), 2788 nucleotides long. Its product is annotated as puromycin-sensitive aminopeptidase-like. Gene Ontology annotation, molecular function: metalloaminopeptidase activity; peptide binding; zinc ion binding. The annotation marks the transcript as partial. The record is from RefSeq and is a predicted model, not a curated record. The transcript is spliced from 23 exons. Gene Ontology annotation, cellular component: cytoplasm. Gene Ontology annotation, biological process: proteolysis; peptide catabolic process. Lineage: Eukaryota; Metazoa; Chordata; Chondrichthyes; Myliobatiformes; Myliobatidae.
GUGCAUCAGGCAUACAAGGAGGAAGACGAUAUGACAAGAGAAGGCAAAUACCCCAACAUUGAACCCAAGGACUACGUACUAAUUAAGAACUGGAGCCAUGGCACACUAGAACAACGGAGGAAGGGAACAUUCCAAAUAAGAUAUACAACCAAUCAGAUUGUCAUGAACUGUGCUGACAUAGACAUCAUUACAGCAUCGUAUGUUCCAGAAGGUGGUGAAGAAAUAAAUGCAACAGGGUUCAAUUAUCAGAAUGAAGAUGAGAAGGUGACACUCUUGUUUCCUAGUGCUCUACAAAAAGGAAAUGGCACUUUGAAGAUCGAUUUUGUGGGAGAACUCAAUGAUAAAAUGAAAGGAUUUUACAGAAGCAAGUAUACCACACCGUCGGGAGAAACCAACUAUGCUGCUGUCUCUCAGUUUGAGCCAACAGAUGCAAGAAGAGCAUUUCCAUGUUGGGACGAACCUUCCAUUAAAGCAACAUUUGACAUCACACUCAUCGUUCCAAAGGCCAAAGUUGCCUUAUCAAACAUGAAUGUGAUUGAACGUAAUCCCUAUCCUGAUGAUGAAGACCUGGUUGAAGUCAAGUUUGCCAGAUCUCCAAUGAUGUCCACAUACUUGGUGGCAUUUGUGGUUGGUGAAUAUGACUUUGUAGAAACCAAGUCAUCAGAUGGCGUUCUGGUUCGUGUCUACACACCCAUUGGAAAAGCGGAUCAAGGAAAAUUUGCUCUUGAGGUUGCUGCCAGGACACUACCUUUUUAUAAAGAAUACUUCAAUGUUCCAUAUCCUCUACCAAAAAUUGAUUUGAUAGCAAUUGCUGACUUUGCAGCAGGUGCCAUGGAAAAUUGGGGCCUUAUAACAUACAGAGAAACGGCUCUCUUGAUUGAUCCAAAGCAUUCCUGCUCAUCAUCAAGGCAGUGGGUCGCUUUGGUAGUCGGCCACGAGCUUGCUCACCAGUGGUUUGGAAAUCUUGUCACUAUGGAGUGGUGGACACAUCUGUGGUUGAAUGAAGGCUUUGCUUCCUGGAUUGAGUAUUUAUGUGUGGAUCACUGCUUCCCAGAAUAUGAUAUCUGGACCCAGUUUGUUUCUGCUGACUACACACGAGCACUAGAACUUGAUGCUCUUGACAGCAGUCAUCCAAUUGAGGUUGCAGUGGGACAUCCAGCAGAAGUGGAUGAGAUAUUUGAUGCAAUUUCUUAUAGCAAAGGAGCAUCAGUGAUUCGAAUGCUACACAAUUACAUUGGAGAUGUGGAUUUCAGAAAAGGAAUGCACUUGUAUUUGACAAAAUUUCAAAAUAACAAUGCAGCAACAGAGGAUCUUUGGAGCUGUUUGGAAGAGGCCAGUGGGAAGCCUAUUAAUACUGUAAUGAGCACAUGGACAAAACAGAUGGGGUUUCCUCUCAUUUUUGUGGAAGAAGAACAGGAGGAAGAUGACAGAGUAUUGAAGAUUUCCCAGAAGAAAUUUUGUGCCAGUGGUCCAUUUACUGGUAGUGACUGUCCUCACUGGAUGGUCCCUAUUAGUAUCUGCACCAGUGAAGAUGUAAGCUGUGAUAAUAUGAAGGUGUUACUGGACCAGCCAGAGAUGACUAUCACUGUGAAGAAUGUGAAACCACAUCAGUGGAUAAAGUUGAAUCCUGGAACGGUGGGCUUCUGCCGAAUUCAGUACAGUCCAACAAUGCUUGAGAGUUUACUAUCCAGCAUCCGGAACCUUGCACUUCCUCCUGUAGACCGACUGGGGCUUCAGAAUGACUUGUUCUCACUGGCUCGAGCUGGUAUUGUCAGCACAGUGGAAGUAUUGAAAGUUAUGAAAGCUUUUGUGAAUGAGCCAAAUUACACAGUGUGGAGCAAUAUAAGCAGCAAUCUGGGGACUCUUUCUACCUUAUUAUCCCAUACAGACUUUCAUGAUGAAAUUCAAGAAUUCAUUGUUGACUUGUUCUCACACAUUGGCUUGAAGCUUGGCUGGAAUCCUAAGCCUGGCGAAGGUCAUCUAGAUGCACUCUUGAGAGGUUUGGUCCUGGGAAAGUUGGGAAAAGCUGGGCACCUACCAACAAUAGAAGAAGCACGGCGCAGGUUUAAAGAUCACUUUGAAGGAAAGCAGAUUCUCUCUGCCGAUCUACGAAGUCCUGUCUAUUUAACGGUUCUGAAGCAUGGAGAUGCAACAACACUAGACACAAUGUUGAAGCUGCAUAAACAAGCAGAUCUCCAGGAAGAGAAGGUUCGAAUUGAAAAAUUACUGGGCGCCAUCUCACACCCUGACCUUAUUCAGAAGGUUUUGACCUUUGCUAUGUCGGAGGAAGUUCGCCCCCAGGAUAUGGUCUUUGUACUCGGUGGAGUGUCGGGUGGGAGUUUAAUUGGGAGAAAAGCAGCCUGGAAAUUUCUCAAGGACAACUGGGAACAACUGUACAAUCGCUAUCAAGGGGGCUUUUUAAUAUCACGAUUGAUCAAGCUAACGGUGGAAGGUUUUACCGGUGAUAAGAUGGCAGCUGAUGUCAAGAGCUUCUUCGAGACGCACCCCGCUCCAGCAGCGGAGCGGACCAUCCAGCAGUCCUGUGAGAACAUCCUGCUGAACGGAGCCUGGCUGAAACGUGACGCCGAAGCCAUCCAGCAGUUCCUCCUGCAGCGCAAAGCGGCGCACCUGACGGUCUGAGUGGAGGAACCGCUGCCCCCACCUGAGCCGCCGUCGUCCCACUGCCUUGCCACAGGGAGGGGAGUUUGAAAGUAUAUUUCAUGGCUGUCACAGUGGCUGGAAAUGAAUGUAGUUUAUACCUCAUUUUUAAGAGAGAAAAUAAACCUAU